Molecule: messenger RNA, 618 nt
Organism: Coniosporium apollinis CBS 100218
Lineage: Eukaryota; Fungi; Ascomycota; Dothideomycetes
Exons: 1
Coding region: 1-618 (205 amino acids)
Biological process (GO): response to salt stress; response to heat; protein folding
Source: RefSeq, a predicted model, not a curated record
AUGUCUAUGUUCCCGCGCUUCCAGGAGUUCUCUCCUCUCUUCCGCCUGCUCGAUGACUACGAUAGAGCCACUCGCACAGCCUUCCCUGGAACGGUCUUCCCCGCUUCAGUCGCCUCCAGCCUGCGGUCCUUCCAGCCAAAGUUCGAUGUCAAAGAACUGAAGGAUGCCUACGAGCUCCACGGCGAGCUGCCAGGCAUCGACCAGAAGGACAUCUCCAUCGAGUGGACCGACGGCAAUACUCUCACCAUCAGCGGCCGCACCGAGCACCGCUCUGAGCGCGGCCAGCCACCAGCGGGCUUCAUCGAAGGCGAGCAGUCCGAGCAAUCCGACAAGUACCAGAAGCCAUCCGUUGAAGACGAAGCUGGCUCCUCCGAAGACGCCAAGAAUGACGAGACUGCCGUUACGCAGACCAGCCAGAACAAGGACGUCGCCAAGCAGUCUGCCGAUACUCCAAAGUACUGGGUCACUGAGCGCUCGGUCGGCGAGUUCCACCGCACCUUCAGCUUCCCGACUAGAGUCGACCAGGACAACGUCAAGGCUAGCCUCAAGGAUGGUAUCCUGAGCAUCACUGUCCCGAAGGCUCAGGCACCGAAGCCACGGAAGAUCAACAUUGAGUAA